This is a messenger RNA of Oncorhynchus mykiss (rainbow trout), 5420 nucleotides long. RefSeq names its product retinol dehydrogenase 10-A. Gene Ontology annotation, molecular function: oxidoreductase activity, acting on the CH-OH group of donors, NAD or NADP as acceptor. Lineage: Eukaryota; Metazoa; Chordata; Actinopteri; Salmoniformes; Salmonidae. Gene Ontology annotation, cellular component: lipid droplet. The record is from RefSeq and is a predicted model, not a curated record.
GCUGUUCUGUUAUGAGAGCACUGCAGGACUGUCACUGCAACGGACGGAAGGGCGCAACACAGUGGCAGUGUCUACACGCAACUCCGUACUUACUUAUUUCUAUGCGCACUUGCGACAACUGGGACUGUUUGCGAGAAUCGGGAAGCAACUUGACAAAAUCAGCAACAAGUUUAAAAAAAAUCAUUUGUUGAGCCUAGCAUUCAUUGAUUCAGUCAAUUUCUGCAUUCUUUUGCUGUCUUGGAGUAGAGUAAUUUAUUUUUAAAAAAUAAGGAAAUCAGUCUAGUAGACCUCUAUUCUAUUCAGACCGUUUGUUUCAUAAACAACACGAACAAUAUUAGUUUACUUAUUUAUCACAACUUUGGCUGCAAUAACUAAUUUAAACCACAGUAAAGCACAACGGUGUGCGCUUUCUAUACAAUAUUAUCUCGGUUCUCUCAUUAUCUUGCUCAUUGCCAUCGCGUUCAAGAUGAUGAACACUAUGGUCAUUUUUGCGGAAUUUUUCGUGGUCAUCUUGAAAGUGCUCUGGGCUUUUGUUACCGCCGGGGCGAAAUGGGUGGUGCGGCCGAAGGAGAAGAGUGUAGCGGGACAGGUGUGUGUGAUCACCGGGGCUGGAAGCGGUCUGGGUCGGCUGUUCGCCAAGGAGUUCGCUAGAAGACGGGCUGUACUGGUGCUAUGGGACAUCAACAGCAAAAGCAACGAGGAGACCGCGGAGUUGGUGAGGGAAAUCUACCGGGAGCUGGACAGUGAAUCUCCGAUGGCCAAAGAAGGAGCAAUAGGAGGGCUAGAGGAGGUGCUUCCGUUCAAGCCUCAGGUGUACACGUACGUUUGUGACGUGGGCAAGCGGGAGAGUGUGUACUCCACGGCGGAGAAGGUGCGUCGGGAGGUGGGCAACGUGGACAUGUUGAUAAACAACGCUGGCGUGGUCUCUGGUCACCAUCUCCUGGAGUGUCCUGACGAGCUGAUCGAACGCACCAUGGUGGUCAACUGCCACGCACACUUCUGGACCACCAAGGCAUUCCUUCCCAAGAUGUUGGAGCUGAACCACGGCCACAUUGUGACGGUUGCCAGCUCUCUGGGGCUAUUCAGCACAGCUGGUGUGGAGGAUUACUGCGCCAGUAAGUUCGGGGCCAUCGGCUUCCACGAGUCGCUGAGCCACGAGAUCAAGGCUUCGGAUAAGGACGGCAUUAAGAUGACCCUGGUGUGUCCCUACCUGGUGGACACGGGCAUGUUCAAAGGCUGCAGGAUAAGGAAAGAAAUCGAGCCAUUCCUGCCUCCCCUGAAGCCAGAGUUCUGUGUAACACAGUCUAUGAGGGCCAUUCUCACCGAUCAGGCUAUGAUCUGCACCCCACGCAUAGUGUAUAUGGUUAACUUCAUGAAAAGCUUCCUGCCCUUCGAGGCCAUCGUUUGUAUGUACAGGUUCCUCGGUGCUGAUAAGUGUAUGUACCCCUUCCUUGCCCAGAGGAAGGAGCUGAUGAACAACAACGAGGCUAAGGGGGACGUCUAGGGGGCGCUGUUGCCGCAUGGUGGGGUGGGGCCCAUAACCCUAGAGGCACAAGGAUAAGACCACUGAGGGUGCAUGGAGGAGGAGGAGGAGGAGGAGGAUUUAAAAAGACUGAAUCUAGACUGGUGAACUUGCAUUGAGCAGAUACAAAGGUCCUCUGAAACGAUACCAGCUGUGUACUAAACAAAGGAUUUUAUUUCUCUUAGUUUUUUUUUUUCAUAUUGUCUUUUUAUUUUUUUAAUGUUUUUCUUCUUCUAAGGUUUGUUUAAAGAAACCAACCAUCUAUAUACUGUGUCAAUAGUUGUUUUUUUUUUUGUUUUUUUUUUAAAUCAUAUGAAAAAAAGGUAUUAACUAUUUACGUAAUGUAGUCACCAACUCUCUAUUUAGUAUCUUUGUGGAAAUAUACAGUAUGUUACUGUACAGUCAAAUCUUAUCACUUUCACUUUCUCUUUUAUUUGUAGACAUGCACUGUAAUAUUAAUUAAUAAUUCUCUACACGGCCAAGUCUCUGUUAGAAACGGUUCAAAAUAGGCAUUUUAUCACCAGGACCGACAUGCAAAAUAAAUUUAAACACGUACGUGUUAUUCAAUCAUUGCCGCAACACAGCUCACGUUUCUCGGCGAGCGUCUGGGUAGCCAGGUGCUGAAAUUAGAACUGCAAGUCCCGCCUCUCCCAUCUCCUCAUUGGUUGUUAGGAGCAUAUACCCACAUGGGUGAUUGAAAGAUGAACUGAGGUGCACACACUCCAGUCCAGUUGGUGGUGGUAAUGCACCUUAAAGUUGGUUGCCAUCCGCCCAUGUAAACUCCACAGAAGAAGAAGCCUGAAGGAGGAGAGAUUACUAGAAACAAACCCUUUUAUCUGUGGAUUCAUUGUAGGAGUAGAAGGACCUUGUUGCAUUUCAGGUAAAACAACAACCCAAUGUUUAUAUCCCUGGACAAAUUAGCUAGCAACAGAAAGCGAGCUAGCUAAAUUGACAUAAAUGUUUAAUGAUUUUGACCUGUCCACAAAUUAAUAUAGUUGGUUCAGAGUUUGUUUUGAUAUUUUCACUGGUCAGGUGUGGGUGGACAAAGUCAGCAUGCACGCAAGCAGUCUGGUCAACAUGUUAGGGUUGCAUAUUUCUGGUAAUUUUCAGAAAAUUCUGGUUAAAAGAUUCCCAGAAUCAAGAUGGGGGGGGGGGGGGGGGGGGGGGGAGACAGGAAAUCCUGUCCCCUCCAACCAGAAUUUCUGGACAACCUGGGGAUUUUGGGGAAACACUACCCAGCAACCCCUGCGGCUCAGUCUAACCAAUCAUGCCAUGAUGCUCCAAAUGGUUAUUCAAUCAUGCUGUAGCGAUCAGAGCUUGCGUUUAUGUAUUUUAAUUCCUUCUGAUCAUAUGAAGAUCUUCCGAUUUAUUCCAUCUAUUUCAAACAGUUCAUAUUAGUUGUACCUACCGGCCAUUGAUUUGGGUAAAUCUAUCAGCCAAAUGUCUCGUUAAUUUAAUGUGACUUGGCUUUCAGCAGUCGACUUACGAUCUUUAUCACACUUCUGACUUAUUGAUGGCCGUAUCAAUCACCACAUCGUAAGGCGUACAACGCCGUUCAAAAGGGUUAACUUAGAAAGGUCCUUGUUUUCCAUAAAAACAUACAUGAAAUGAGUUGCAAAAAAAUUAAAUAGGAAAAAUAGUCAAAAUGUUAACAAGGUUAUAAAUAAUGUAUUUUUUCCUUGAAAUAAUAAUUGUGUCCUCUUUGACAAACUUUGCUUUUGUCAGAAGAAUCAUCCGUUUGCAGCAAUUAUAGCCUCGCAGACUUUUGGCACUCUAGUUUUUUGAGGUAAUCUGAAGAGAUUUCACCCCAUGCUUCCUGAAGCAAGUUGGAUUGGCUUGAUGGGCACUUCUUACGUACCAUACGGUCAAGCUGCUCCCACAACAGCUCAAUAGGGUUGAGAUCCAGUGACUGUGCUGGCCACUCCAUUAGAGACAGCUGGUAUUCUGACUGCUUCUUCCCUAAAUAGUUAUUGCAUAGUUUGGCGCUGUGCUUUGGGUCAUUGUCCUGUUGUAGAAGGGAAUUGGCUCCAUUUAAGCGCCGUCCACAGGGUAUGGCGUUGCAAAAUGGAGUGAUAUCCUUCCUUCUUCAAGAUCUUCUUUACUCUGGACAAAUCUCCCACUUUACCGCCACCAAAGCACCCCGAGACCAUCACAUUGCCUCCACCAUGCUUGACAGAUGGCGUCAAGCACUCCUCCAGCAUCUUUUCAUUUUUUCUCCAUCUCAUAAAUGUUCUUCUUUAUGAAGCGAACACCUCAAACUUAGACUCGUCUGUCCAUAACAUAACUUAGACUUUUCUCCCCAAUCUUUCUCUGCCCAAUGUCUGUGUUCUUUUUCCCAUCUUAAUAUUUUAUUUUUAUUGGCCAGUCUGAGAUAUGGCUUUUUCUUUGCAACUCUGCCUAGAAGGCCAGCAUCCCAGAGUCGCCUCUUCACUGUCGCGGUGCAGUGUUUUGUGGGUAAUAUUUAAUGAAGCUGCCAGUUGAGGACUUGUGAGGCGUCUGUUUCUCAAACUAGACACUCUAAUGUACUUGUCCUCUUGCUCAGUUGUGCACCGGGGCCUCCCACUCCUCUUUCUAUUCUGGUUAGAGACAGUUCUGUGAAGGGAGUAGUACACAGUGUUGUACGAGAUCUUCAGUUUCUUGGCAAUUUCUCACAUGGAAUAGCCUUCAUUUCACAGAACAAGAAUAGACAAAAAAAUUCAGAAGAAAGUUAUUUGUUUCUGGCCAUUUUGAGCCUGUAAUCGAACCCACAAAUGCUGAUGCUCCAGAUACUCAACUAAUCUAGGUAUUUCUAAUGUAUUUCUAAUGAUCAAUUAUCCUUUUAAAAUGAUAAACUUGGUUUAGCUAACACAAUGUGCCAUUGGAACAUAGGAGUGAUGGUUGCUGAUAAUGGGCCUCUGUACGCCUAUGUAGAUAUUCCAUUAAAAAUCAGCAGUUUCCAGCUACAAUAGUCAUUUACAACAUUAACAAUGUCUACACUGUAUUUCUUAUCAAUUUGAUGAUAUUUUAAUGGACGAAAAAAAGUGUUUCUUUCAAAAACAAGGACAUUUCUCAGUGACCUCAAACCUUUGAACGGUAGAAUGAAACCAAUGAACAGCCCUUUUAUCUAUCAGUGUGUGACGUGUGUGAGGAGGAACUAUGUCUGGUCUGUUUUCACGUCUUAGCUCAGUACGUUCAGUAGUGUCUCUCUCUCUCUCUCUCUCUGUCUCUCUCUGUCUCUCUCUCUGUCUCUCUCUGUCUCUCUCUCUGUCUCUCUCUCUGUCUCUCUCUCUGUCUCUCUCUCUGUCUCUCUCUCUGUCUCUCUCUCUGUCUCUCUCUCUGUCUCUCUCUCUGUCUCUCUCUGUCUCUCUCUCUGUCUCUCUCUCUCUCUCUCUCUCUCUCUCUCCAAUGUCCUCCACCAUUUGCAUAAAGUGACAGUGAAAAUGAAAACAUUGGUUGAUCUGUUUUGCGAAUAGAGUACCACGUUGCCCUUCGUGGAAAACGUUGACUGCCGCCAGGUUUGCAAAUUUCUGGUAACUUUCCCUAAAAUCCCAAGAGUUUCAAGAAAUUCUGGUUUUUAAAAGAUUUUCGGAUUUAAAAAGACGGUAAACCAGAAUCGUCCAACUUGUUUUGCUGCUUGUAUAUUUGAUAAACUUUAGGCGGGAGGAGCAGGACUGCAGAGUUUUAUGACUCGUUGAAAUACAUUCCAAUAGGCGUCAGUCCUCCAGUGAUGAGCCUAAAUUCUCUACCUCUUCAUUUGCCAUUCAUUGACGGUAUGACACAAGCCUCAUUUUGUAAUUCUUUCUUAAAAAACUGCUCUUUUUUUUUUAAGCAGAUUGUGGUUCUGAUGUUUUUUUUUGUUGUUGUUGUCUUUUAACUAACUUAAAAAUGAAUAAAGUGAUUUUAGAUUAUUUGAUUAUUA